Molecule: messenger RNA, 2205 nt
Organism: Cydia amplana
Lineage: Eukaryota; Metazoa; Arthropoda; Insecta; Lepidoptera; Tortricidae
Product: serine protease inhibitor dipetalogastin
Exons: 12
Coding region: 575-2086 (503 amino acids)
Biological process (GO): cell differentiation; multicellular organism development
Molecular function (GO): protein binding
Source: RefSeq, a predicted model, not a curated record
CAGUACCAGGAUCACAUAAAACGCAGAAACUCUUCAAACCCAUCAACAACCUAACCUCGCACACACUCUAAAUACCCUACAGCAAGGUGUCAAGACAUGUUGGUCGGCACUCGGCACCCAUAGCGCGUCAAAGCGUCAAUUCGAAAACGCUUAGAAAACAGCGGGCACUCGGACUCCUCAUUAACCCAGAAAAUGGUAGCCGACAGGUGCCGAAUGCCCGCGAAGAUUUACGAUUAGGUGAAAUGGCUCAUCGAGGAGACAUUGGUACCGCGGCUGCACCAGUGAAAGACGAAAGAAACUUGUAUGCGAGAUAUAUUAGCCGGGCUGGUGGGUGCGCGGCCAGUGGCUCUGAAACCGCCGUUGAAAUCGCACGCCCGUUCAACGCGCGGUGGAUCUUGCGUUCGAAUUUCGAACUUCGAAAAUUUUUUCGUGUGCUGUGCUUUUUCGGAGACCUGUGUUUUUGGAACAGUUUUGAAUUCCAACAUGGACGACUGAGUCGCCGCAGCGACAGUGAACCGAAUCAGUGAACGAAAUAUACAGUGAUACUUUAUUUAAUUGAGGAGUGACACCCAAUAUGGCUUUCGCGGCAAAUUUUAUAGUGGCAGCAGGCUUCAUUAUCAUUGCGGCAUCGUGGAUCGAGGCUGCCCGCGACGCAUCGUGCCCACGGAUCUGCGGGCCCGCGCUACAAGGAGAGCCAGUAUGUGCCACCGACGGAUACAUUUACCCUUCGCUCUGCGAGAUGAGAAAGAAGACUUGUGGGAAAGGUGUCCGACUAGCUCCGGAGCAGGGGUCCUGUUCCCGCGCCCAAGGGUCCAAGUGCGACCACCGCUGCACGUCCGAACGGGACCCGGUGUGCGGCACGGACGGGAGGACGUAUCUCAAUCGGUGCAUGCUGCAGGUGGAGAUAUGCAGGGUUGGCACCGGCCUGUCUCACCUAGGCGCCUGCAACAACAUCAGCGCCCAUCGCGAGAACUGUCCCGUCGACUGCUCCCAGGCUCCCCUGGACGGACCCAUCUGCGGGUCUGAUGGAAAUGUGUACAAGAGCACUUGUCAAAUGAAACUGCUGACGUGCGGACAAGGAGUAGUGCGAACGAGCAAAAAGCACUGUCAAACGACGCGACACUGCCGCGAGUCGUGCUGGCGCGUCGCACGACCGACCUGCGGCUCCGACGGGAAACUAUACGCGAACGCUUGCAGAAUGAAGGCGACUAACUGUGGAAAGCACGUGUUCGAAGUGCCGAUGGCGUUCUGCGUGUCACAGGAGCGUACGUCAGGCGGCGAAUCCUGCGCAACCGACUGCUCGGGUCAGAAGGAGAAGGUUGUGUGCGGCUCAGACGAGAACGUGUACAGGAACGAGUGCGAGAUGAAGAUGCUUAACUGCGGAGUGAGCAACAGGAAGAUAGUGAAGAAAGUGGACAUGGAGAAAUGCCGAGCGAAGAUGAACAAAUGCCUGAAGGUCAAGUGUCCCAGUGAGUCUGACCCCGUGUGCGGUACUGACGCCAAUGUCUACGCCAACCCCUGCCACCUCAAGGUCGCCACUUGCCUCAAAGGAGUUCAGCUAGCGCACUUCGGUAACUGCACGUUACUGCCGCGGCUCGAGAUCGACUGCCCGGAGAGCUGUGACAACGCUAUGGAGCAACCUGUCUGUGGAUCCGAUGGAAACGUUUACAAGUCGGAAUGUGAGCUCCGCCGCCUCACCUGCGGCCAGCACGUGGUGACCGUGUCGGCCGCGCACUGCCGCACCACCGCGCUCUGCCACGAGUCGUGCCCCGACACGCCGGCGUUCGUCUGCGGCUCCGACAACCGCUUCUACAAGAACGAGUGUAUCAUGAAGAAGGAGAACUGCGGCAAGCACGUGUUCGUGGUGCCGUUGAAACGCUGCCUGGCUCGCUUCCAGUACUCCGGCUGCGCGCGAGUGUGCCCGCCCGAGUAUGAUCCAGUGUGUGGCACUGAUGACAAGACUUACUCCAAUAAAUGCUUCCUUGAGAUGGAGAAUUGCCGGUCUAGGAGUUUGGUGUCAUUAAAAUACCUGGGCACGUGCAGCGACCCCAUCGCCGAGGAGCCGAAAAACUACCUUUAUCGAUAGAACCUAUCAACAUCGAUAAAUCACCAGUCAUAUCGACAUUUCUUCCAAUCCAUAUCGUUACUGGAAUCCACUUUACAUUAGUGCCAACUUAUUUAAGUAACCAAAAUCAUACCUUUGGU